Molecule: messenger RNA, 1621 nt
Organism: Solanum pennellii
Lineage: Eukaryota; Viridiplantae; Streptophyta; Magnoliopsida; Solanales; Solanaceae
Product: peptidyl-prolyl cis-trans isomerase CYP37, chloroplastic
Exons: 12
Coding region: 85-1467 (460 amino acids)
Biological process (GO): protein peptidyl-prolyl isomerization
Molecular function (GO): peptidyl-prolyl cis-trans isomerase activity
Source: RefSeq, a predicted model, not a curated record
AAAUAAGGAGAGGAGAGAGAGAGAGAGAGAGAUAGGCUAGAAAGAUAAAAGAGGAUAGAGAUAGAACCUUACAACUCUGUUUCAAUGGCUUCCCCUUUAUCAUCUUCCAUUUUCUCUCCAAAUUUCACUCAUUUGUACCAAAAUAAAGCUUUCUUCCAUAGCCAUCUUCCACUUCGUUCCCCAAUUUAUGCUACACUCAAUCGCAUUGCCUCGAAGAAGAAUGCUUCCAUGCUCCUUGAUGGGUUUUCAGUCAUGCAGGAAUUGACAAAGAGGCCAACUGCUCCUUCCAUUUUGUCAACACAUUUGGAGAGUACAGUCAAGCAAUUUCAGAGUUUAAUGGCGGUGAUCGUUAUCUUUACUGAAGUUGCAUCUCCAAUACCUUUGUAUGGUUUGCAAGAUUUGUCCAUUUCUCCUGCCGAGGCUGUGCUUUAUUCCCCUGAAACAAAAACUCUCCCUAGAACAGGAGAAUUAGCUCUCAGAAGAGCUAUCCCAGCCAACACAAAUAUGAAAACUAUACAGGAUUCUCUUGAGGAUAUCUCGUACUUGCUCAGGAUUCCACAGCGAAAACCUUUCGGAACAAUGGAGGGUAAUGUGAAGAAAGCGCUUAAGAUUGCAACAGAUGAAAAGGCAUCCAUCUUGGCUAGCAUCCCAGCUGAACUGAAAGAAGAGGGCUCAGUCUUGUACACAUCUCUUGUAGACGGAAAGGGUGGAUUACAGAAGCUUCUACAGUACAUAAAGGAUAAAGAUCCAGAUAAAGUAUCCGUUUGUCUAGCAUCUACAUUGGAUACUAUUGCACAGCUGGAGUUGUUACAGGCCCCAGGCUUAUCAUUUUUGUUGCCUCAGCAGUACUUGAAAUACCCAAGGCUCACAGGGAGAGGAAUAGUUGAAUUUACAGUUGAGAAAGUUGAUGGUUCAGCAUUUUCUCCUGAAUCUGCUGGUGAAGCCAAAAGCACUGCAAAAAUUCAGGUUGUUAUAGAUGGGUUUUCAGCACCACUGACUGCAGGAAACUUUGCAAAACUGGUGGUUGAUGGGGCAUAUGAUGGAAUGAAGCUAACUUGUGCAAACCAAGCAAUUCUUUCGGACAGCGAGGUGGGAAAGACCACCGGGUACAGUGUUCCCUUGGAAAUCAAGCCAGCCGGACAAUUUGAGCCUCUUUACAGAACAACAUUAAGCAUUCAGGAUGGGGAGCUGCCUGUGCUUCCGUUAUCCGUUUAUGGUGCUGUUGCAAUGGCUCAUAGUGAUGUAUCAGAUGAGAAUUCAUCACCAAGUCAGUUCUUCUUCUACCUUUACGAUAAGAGAAAUUCUGGCUUGGGAGGAUUAUCAUUUGAUGAGGGUCAAUUUUCGGUCUUCGGAUAUACAACUGUUGGGAGAGAUAUCCUUCCUCAGAUCAAAACCGGUGACAUAAUUCGAUCUGCAAAAAUGGUGGAAGGACAAGACCGCCUCGUUUUACCACCACAGGAUAACUAACCUUAUUAUAUCCUCAAUUUUUUUGAAUGUUCAACAUGUCAUUCUUCAUUGCCUGUCAUUUAUUAGUACCCAAAAAAUGGAUGCUGCUUCUUGUAAAACAGAACAAAUGAAAAUGUUUGAUUCUUGAUGAUAAUAUAUUGGAUAUUAUGGACUA